Messenger RNA from Salpingoeca rosetta, 1962 nucleotides. RefSeq names its product short chain dehydrogenase/reductase family Oxidoreductase. Bases 1 to 1962 code for a protein of 653 amino acids. The record is from RefSeq and is a predicted model, not a curated record. The transcript is spliced from 17 exons. NCBI's taxonomy places the organism in Eukaryota, Choanoflagellata, Craspedida, Salpingoecidae.
AUGGCUGAGGAAGAGGACAAGACAAAGGGUGGGGAGCUGCUGGUGGAGAUGUGGUCAGAUGAGGACGAGGAUGGCCUUGAUGGCGCUGACACUGGUGUGGCUGGCGAUCAAGAAGACGAAGAGCUGAACAACGCACGCGGAUUCACAACAGCGGACCUGCGUGCAUGCGAACGGGUGAUUGGUGCUCUGGCAAAUGACUUGGAUGCUUACUUGGAUCCCAUGUACCGUGAGCUCCGAAAGCGCAUCCAGCCCAUUGUCGUCGCGGAUCAACGCCGCUACUUUAAAGGCAUGAGUGAGGCCGAUCGGAAAGCACGCAAUGCGUACAAGAUGAAGAAGGCUGCGUUGGACCGCAAGGUGAUCAACAGCAAGCGCCUUCGCCAGCACCGCAUCCAGGCCCUCAAACAGCUGCAGGAAAAGGCAUCCGCUCUUGGCAUCGAGGCCAGCAUCGCUGUUCCCGACGGCGCUGCAACACACGACCCGCUCGCAUUGGAGGCGCCAAGGCCGACAGAUCAAGAUGAUGAUGAUGGCGAUGGGUGCGAUGGUGGCGAGUCCCGUGAUUUGGAGACGAUCAUCCUUUCCUGCUACAUCUGCAAGAUGAGGUUUUCGCGCCUGCACCACUUCUAUUCGCAGCUCUGCCCAACGUGCGCCGCCCUCAACUUUGAGAAGCGAUCGUUCCUCGUUUCACUGGACGGGCGAUAUGCGAUUGUCACCGGCGGCCGCGUCAAAAUCGGAUUCCAGAUUGGGCUGAAACUGCUGCGUGCGGGCGCCGCCGUCGUCGUCACAUCGCGAUUCCCGCGCGACGCAUUUGCCAGAUACGAGAAGGAGAAGGACUUCACGACGUGGGGCGAUAGGCUCCAUGUGUAUGGCGUGGAUCUCCGCAUGCUUCCGCACGUCGAAUCGUUUUGCGACUGGUUCAUGACAGAGUUUCCAUGCUUGGAUGUGAUCAUCAACAACGCGUGCCAGACGAUCCGUCGUCCCCCGACAUAUUACAAGCGUCUCAUUGUCGGCGAACUCACAGCGCCGCACGCCCCGCCAAAGCAGGUCCACCUGCCCACCAGCCAACCAAGCUCCACCACCACCCCAUCACCGUCCACGCCCGCCACAGCCAUGACGACAGUGACGGCACCAGCGGCUGGCAGUGGGCGCGAUGUUCCUGCGUACAUUGCACCGCUGGCGUCACAGCUCGCAGCCGAACACCACGCACACGCCCAGCACGACAGUGACAACAACAACAACAACAACAGCUACAAUGGUGAUGGCGCUGACAACAGCAGCAACGACAACAGCACUGGCAGCGGUAAUGACAGUGUUGCGGCGAAAGCCAACUUGUCGCAGUUGUUCCCUCAAGGCCUUGAAGACGUCAAUGAACAGCAAAUCGACCUCCGUGACACAAACAGCUGGCUGCUGAAGAUUGGACAAGUGACAACACCGGAGAUGAUUGAGGUGAAUGCGUGUGCAUCAGCGGUGGCGAUGAGUGCGAUCACGGUGAUGGCAAUCAUGGUGAUGUCUGUGAACGCCAUUUCGCCAUUCAUCAUCAACGGGCGGCUACAGGACCACCUCCUCAAAUCAAAACACAGCGACCGGUACAUUGUGAAUGUGAGCGCGAUGGAAGGCAAGUUCUAUCGAUACAAGACACCAAACCACCCGCACACGAACAUGGCCAAGGCCGCACUCAACAUGAUGACCCGCACGUCCGCCGCCGACCUCGCAAAGAAGGGCAUCUACAUGACGGCUGUUGACACGGGUUGGAUCAACGACGAGAACCCUGUUGCUCGCGCUGCCCGCAUUGCACAGGCGCACAACUUCCAGACACCCAUUGACGAGGUGCAGCGAGAUAACGUUGAUGCGGCUGCGCGUGUUGUUGAUCCCGUGUUCAUGGGGGUGCAGGGGCGGGCGAGUGACCCCUCCUUUGAGCCCAUGCAUGGCAUCUUCCUCAAGGACUACCAGGAGACGGAGUGGUGA